Messenger RNA from Anolis sagrei ordinatus, 6737 nucleotides. Lineage: Eukaryota; Metazoa; Chordata; Lepidosauria; Squamata; Anolidae. The record is from RefSeq and is a predicted model, not a curated record.
GCCGGGCUUCUUCCUGCCGAACCUGGCACGCAUGCGCGUGGCUCCUUCCUCAAGAGAAACAACACAGCCGCCUCCGUCGCGCAUGCGCAGCUCAUUCAGCGAGCUGACAGGAUUGAGGCGGCGGCCUGAGGCGGCGGUGGCGUCCCUCAAGAAGCGCUGAUGAGGGGCGGGGAUUAAAGCGGGGAAGGCCGGCAUGGAGAGCCAGGGAGCCGAGGAAGGGCUGGGGAAGAUGAACCCCAAGCGGGGCGGCGCCUCGGGCCCGGAGGACGAGAACAAGAACAAGCCCAAGCUGAACCUUCAGAUUAAAACUUUGGCAGAUGAUGUGCGUGACAGAAUAACCAGUUUUAGGAAAUCAGGUGUCAAAAAGGAGAAGCUUUUGAUUCAGCACCCCAUUGACGCACAAACAUCUAUAAAUGAACUGCCAGUAGCUCAGCCACUGUUUGAUGAGCGCUCAAUGAAUUUAUCAGAAAAAGAAGUUAUGGACCUGUUCGAAAAAAUGAUGGAAGACAUGAACCUGAAUGAAGAACGCAAAACUCCUUUACGGAAUAAAGACUUGACCACAAAACGCGAGAUGGUUGUCCAGUACAUUUCCGCAACUGCCAAAUCUAUUAUUGGAAGUAGAGUUCCGGGAGGCCUGAAAAAUAGUAAGCACGAGUGCACUCUGUCCUCCCAAGAAUAUGUCCAUGAACUGCGGUCUGGUAUUUCAGAUGAAAAACUUCUCAACUGCUUGGAAUCGCUGAGGGUCUCUUUAACAAGCAAUCCAGUCAGUUGGGUUAACAAUUUUGGACAUGAAGGACUUGGGCUUCUUUUGGAUGUUCUUGAAAAACUGUUGGAUAAGAAACAGCAAGAAAAUAUUGACAAGAAGAACCAGCAUAAACUAAUACAGUGCCUCAAAGCAUUUAUGAAUAAUAAGUAUGGACUGCAAAGAAUUCUGGGAGAUGAAAGAAGCCUUUUUUUACUUGCUAGAGCAAUUGAUCCAAAACAACCAAAUAUGAUGACAGAAACAGUAAAAAUACUUUCUGCCAUUUGCAUUGUUGGAGAAGAAAAUAUCCUGGACAAAAUUUUAGCAGCUAUAACAACUGCAGCUGAGAGGAAUAAUGGUGAACGGUUCACUAAUAUUGUGGAGGGUCUUGAGAACCAUGACGCUUUACAGUUACAGGUAGCCUGCAUGCAGCUCAUAAAUGCCUUUGUCACUUCUCCUGAAGAUCUUGAUUUUAGGAUACACUUGAGGAAUGAAUUUCUGCGCUGUGGGUUAAAGAAAAUACUGCCAGAUCUGAAGGAGAAGGAGAAUGAAGAACUUGAUAUUCAGCUGAAAGUGUUUGAUGAAAACAAAGACGAAGAUUUACUUGAAUUGGCCCAUCGUUUCAAUGACAUCAAAGUUGAAAUGGAUGAUGUGAAUGAAGUUUACCACCUUCUAUACAACAUGCUGAAAGAAACAUCAUCUGAAAGCUACUUCCUAUCCAUUUUGCAACAUUUUCUACUCAUCAGAAAUGAUUACUAUGUUCGCCCUCAGUAUUACAAGAUAAUAGAAGAAUGUGUUUCUCAAAUAGUCUUGCAUUGUAGUGGUAUGGAUCCUGACUUCAAAUGUAGAGGGCGGUUGGAUGUAGAUUUCACUCAUCUUAUAGAUAGCUGUGUGGACAAAGCAAAAGUAGAAGAAAGUGAGCAAAAAGCUACAGAAUUUUCCAAAAAGUUUGAUGAAGAGUUUGCAGCUCGACAAGAGGCACAAGGUGAGCUUCAAAAACGAGAAGAGAGGAUCAAAGAACUUGAAGCUGAAAUUCAGCGGCUACAAUCCCAGGCUCCUUCGUGUUCGAGUGGCUUACCUCCAGGAGGCAUCCCUCCUCCACCGCCGCCACCCCCUCUUCCUGGUGGUGCAACCCCUUGCCCACCACCGCCUCCACCGCCACCAUUGCCUGGUGGUUUGCCGCCGCCACCACCACCGCCUCCUCCUUUGCCUGGGGGGGCCAUACCACCACCGCCUCCCAUGCCUGGAGGUAUUCCGCCACCACCGCCUCCAUUUGGUGGCCCCCCCUCUUUAGGAACUGUGCCACAGCUGCCUUUUGGAAUGACGCCUAAGAAAAAAUACAGUCCUGAAGUGUCUAUGAAGAGAAUAAAUUGGACAAAGGUUGAACCACAAGAAAUAUCAGAAAACUGUUUUUGGCUAAAAGCUAAAGAAGAAAAAUUUGCAAGUCAAGAUCUUUUUGCAAAAUUGGCACUCACGUUCGCUACACAGAUGAAGGCUAAAAAAGCGGUUGAGGGUACAGAAGAAAAGAAGAUAGCCAUGCCUAAGAAGAGAGCUAAAGAACUGAGGGUUUUGGAUGGGAAGACAGCACAGAAUUUGUCCAUUUUCUUGGGGUCUUUCCGCAUGCCUUACGAUGAAAUUAAAAACAUUAUUAUAGAAGUAGAUGAAGAAAAACUAAGUGAAGCAUUGAUUCAGAAUUUAGUUAAAAACCUCCCUGAACAGAAGGAGCUCAGUGCCUUAGCCGAGUUGAAGAGUGAAUACGAAGACCUCUGUGAGCCAGAACAGUUUGGAGUUGUGAUGAGCUCAGUUAAAGCGUUGCGACCUCGCCUGAACGGCAUCCUUUUCAAGCUAACCUUUGAAGAGCACAUAAAUAAUAUCAGGCCGGGCAUUAUGGCAGUGACGAUGGCCUGCGAGGAGGUGAAGAAGAGUGAAAGCUUUAGCAAGCUGUUGGAACUGAUGUUGUUGAUAGGGAACUAUAUGAAUUCUGGCUCAAGAAAUGCCCAGUCAUUGGGCUUCAAUCUUAGUUUUCUGUGCAAGAUUAGAGAUACGAAAUCAUCAGAUCAAAAAAUGACACUCUUGCAAUUCUUGGCUGCCAUUUGUGAAGAAAAAUAUCGGGACAUCUUAAAAUUUCCAGAUGAGCUUCAGCAUGUGGAAAGUGCAAGCAAAGUUUCAGCUCAGAUUCUUAAGAGCAGCCUUGAUUCUAUGAAACAGCAGAUAGAGCGUUUGGAAAGUGAUAUUAAGAAGUUUCCGAAAACAGAAGAUCCACAUGAUAAAUUUGUUGAGAAGAUGUCCAGCUUUGCAAAGAGUUCCAGAGAGCAGUACGAAAAAUUAUCAAACAUGCACAACAACAUGACUAAAUUAUAUGACUGUUUGGGGGACUACUUCUGUUUUGACCCAAAAGCCGUGAGCAGUGAGGAAUUCUUUGGCGAUCUAAGUACAUUCAGGAUCCUAUUCUUGGAGGCGCUGAAGGAAAACAACAAAAGAAGAGAGAUGGAAGAAAAGACUAAGCGAGCCAAGCUUGCAAAAGAGAAGGCUGAACGUGAAAAGCUGGAGCGGCAACAGAAGAAGAAGCAGCUAAUUGACAUGAAUAAAGAGGGCGACGAGACAGGCGUGAUGGAUAAUCUUCUCGAGGCGCUGCAAUCUGGGGCAGCAUUCAGGGACCGCAGGAAGCGAAUGCCAAGAACUCCAGAUAACAGACGAGUUACUUUGGAAAGGUCGCGUUCCCGCCACAACGGAACAAUCACAGCGGUGUGAAUUCAUGGCUUCCAUUCCAUGCCAAAGAACUGGGAAGGUUUUUAUUUACUAUACAUGGAGACAAUAUGAAGAAUGUCUGAAGGAGCAACACUGCUUGGAAAUGAAAUCCAAGUGGAUUCCAGGGAACAAGAACAAUAAAUACAUAUUUUUACAAAUAUUAUUUGUUCAGGAGGAAAAAAAUGAUUGGUUCUAACCAAGUUUUAAGACACUGUAAACAGUGUUAAAAUAUAAGCCUCUCUCUUGACUACCUUAGUUUUUAAGUUGGUAACUAAGGCACAGAUUACUUUUUUGUGUGCAGUUUCCCAUAUUUUCUUUGGGGGAUACACAGCAAAUCUGUGCCUAAAGAAAAGUGUACAUGAAUUUACAUUAAUCCGUGAUACGAAACUGACCAACGUCACGGAUCAAAUCCAUGGCAGAAGUCCCUCUGUAGUAUUGUUUUGACAUUAAAUUAAAAAAUAGCGUAUUUAUGAAUUCAAAUAUAAGUUCACAUUCCACACUUUCAAAUAUACCUUUUGUUUUGAACUUGAGAAAAUACUGUAUAGACCCCAUCCAUUUCCUUGGAAUCUUAUCUCAAGUUUCAAACAUGAUGGAUUCGACUACGUAUUAAACUUUUAUCACAAAUCUAUAGCCACACUGUAUAAAGAUAUAUAGCUUAUCACUGCUAAAAUAAAAACAACAGCAUAGGAUUGUACCAAAGUUAAACCAUAUCAUUUGCAGAAUAUGUUUUUAACUAUAUUUAAAGAUGUAUUUUCAAAGUAUGCACUUAUAAAAAAAACUUUAUAUGGCUAUUUUGAGGAAAGAAUCUUAUGUAUUUUGAAGGUUCCCAAGUCCCCUUGUGUUUGUUUAAGCUUCCAGAGACAUAAUCUUACUACUACGACGGUAAUCAGUAAAUAUAUAUUAUCUCAAGGUAUCUGCUGGGAUUUGGUUGCAGGAUCCCCAAUAGAUACCAACAUCCAUGGAUGCUGAAGUCCCAUUAUAUACAACGGUGUAAUGAAUAAGUAGCAUAGUAUACAGAGAAAACCUGUGGAACUGUAAAACGGUGGAAGGCAACAGCAAGGGUGUCUUCACAAAAGCAUAGUGCUCCUCAACACGUGUCAAAAUCAAAUUUUGCUUUUUGGCAAAACUAAAGCAUGGUUGAAUCCAUGGAUUCAGAACCUGUGGAUACAGAGGGCCAACUGUCCUUAAAAAAGCUCUGACAACCCAUAUGCCGAUGACGCAGGUGGUGCGCUCAAAUACUAACAGCACAAAAAUGGUGCCAUAUCCACUAAUAUUGGGAAAGGUGGCUCUAGAGCAGGCGUGGGCAAGCUUCGGCCCUAGAGUUGGAUAGGUUCGGUUUGGAAAAACCUAAAAGUUGUAAAAACCUACCGACUUUGGGCUUCCAAAGCAGUUUUGAACCAUGCAGGAAAAGCGGGAAGGACAAUUCCGAAUUUGAACCACUUACCUUUUUUUUCCCGUAAGUAUUCCAUAAUGUUCGGAUGUCUCCCAAUAUUAUUUUAAUUUUCUCAACCUUUAAACAACUUUUGUAAAACUUAACAGUUUUAAAACCUCAUGCUGCUUCUCCCCGGGCGAUGCAAGGGAGGGAUGAGGUGAACGUGACUAAGCACAGCCAUUGCUGUAGUUUAUGAAGGGCAGGCCCCCAAUGGUAGAGAUUGCAAAAGGCCCUGCUGUUAAACUACAUUUCCCACACUGCCUUGCUGCUCAUUAGCCAAAAUGGCCGGGCCACAUAGCUGCCUCCUCCGGCAGCCAAGCUUCAGGUUCUUCCACUCCAGGCCUGCCUCGGCUGUUAAUGCAGAGGAGAAGGAGGAGGAGGUGAUGCGCCCCUCAAGUGCCACUUGGCUUCUGCUGCCGGGCUUCAGGCUGUUAGGAAUGAUGGGAGUUGAAGUCCAAAACACCUGGAGGAGCCAAAGUUUGCCCAGGCCUGGUUUAGUUGCAGACAUGCCACAGCUCAGGAUUAUGGGAUCCUGGGGUUUGUAGUAUGGCUCUCUUUGGCAAAGGAGGCUCAAAAACCAUGCAAAACUACAGCUCCCAGGAUUGCAUAGCAUUGAGGCAAAGCAGUUGGAAGUGGUUGUCAAACUUGAGGCCUGGAGUAGAAGAGCCCCUCGGUCAGGAGUAGCCUGAGUGGAGGAGCUCCUGAAGUUUCCCCAGUGCCAGUGCCAUUAACGAAGCUAUUCCGAAGUUUUGGAAAGUUUUGAAUUUUAUUUUAAAACGAAGUGAAUAUAGAAUCGAGCCACCAGCACCCCCUACAUCCAAAAUGAGUUAUUUUUGGAUGAAUCAAGCCUAUUCGGCCCUCCAGAUGUUUUGGACUCCAAUUCCCACAAUUCCUAACAGCCUACCGGCUGUUAGGAACUGUGGGAGUUGGAGUCCAAAACACCUGGAGGGCCAAAGUCGCCCACGCCUGCCCUAGAGCAUCAUUUCUCAUUCUCCUUUGGUCGUUUUGGCACAGGUUGCUUUCAGGCAAACCCAAAGUCUUUCAAACUGAUUCUGCCGAUGUAAAAAUACUGCACUGUAAAUUUGUUUUACUACCUCUGUCUCUGUCAUUCACUCACUCACUAAUUGACUCUUUCUCUCUCUCUCUCUCUCGAUUGCUGUGUGUGUGUGUGUCGUUCCUAAGGAAGGAAUUGUGCUUUUCUGCCGUUGUGAACGAGAGACACUUAGAUGCACAAAUAUAUAUAUAUAUCUUCCAACCUUUACAGUCACUAGUAAGUUUACAGAAGGCAUGUUAGUAAGGCAUUCACUGCGCCAAAAAGGUUUGGUAGGCGAGAGGAAAUUUCAUAUUCGAUCAAAACUCAGGUAAACCAGGAACAAGCUGUCUAUCACUUGUUCAAUUUCCUUCGCCAGAGUUUUCACAACCACUCCAAUAUGCAGCAGGCGAUGUUAUUGCAUUUGGCUGUAGGGCACGCACACACAAGUAUGGGAAGUAUACAAUGUUCUGCAUGCAGUCUACUGACAUUUUCUGAACCACUGUUUAUCUAAUGCCUUUUGCAGUUAGUAAUAUAUGUAUAUUAAAACCAGUUGCCCAAAAAUUCUUGUGUUACCUACUGAGUUGGUUGUACUUUAAUGGAAUUCUGAAUCUGGCUUAAAGAAAAGGAGAUUCGUAAUUCCACUUCAACAAAGGUUGUGGCCAGCCUAUUUGCACAACAGCAGUAUUAGAUACAAAGCACCUUAUUUAAGGUUGUGUUGUCUGCCGUGGUUAGUUUUGGGUGAGAGACCCUUAACGGUUACCUGCUGUAAGCAGGAACUGGGG